This is a messenger RNA of Fusarium sp. VM40, 3837 nucleotides long. The record is from the annotation of a GenBank genome assembly. NCBI's taxonomy places the organism in Eukaryota, Fungi, Ascomycota, Sordariomycetes, Hypocreales, Nectriaceae.
AUGGAUGACCGACUCAUGUCGAACUUCUCAAACGACAACAGCAAGAAUGGAGAAGCAGGUCGAAAUGUCAAGGAAGUCUUUCUGGAACAAAUUUGGCCCAAACUGGAGAGAGACUACCAAACAAUGUCCAACGAGCUUGCAAAAGCCUGCAAAGCUGAGUUGACCGACCGCAGCGUCCCAAUCCCGGUUGCAGUCGAAGAUCGAGUCAAAUCACGGACAUCUAUCUCAAAGUCAUUGCAGCGAGGGGAGGUAUACAGAAACAAGGAAAACCUAGGAAUGUACAAAGACCUUCACGAUAUCUUGGAAGAUCUGCACGAUCUCGUCGGUAUUCGUAUCAUUGUUGAAUACCUUGAUCAUCUCAAGGAUGUGUCUGAAUUUGUCACUGGCAGCUUCAACCAGAAGAAGAAGCCAAAUCGUUUCCACGCAAACCGCAAAGUCGGUCACUUGUGGCAGCCAUGGUUCGGAGCCUAUGAGUGCAUGAACUAUCAUGUCUCGUCCAAGUUUGGAGAGGAUAACCGGCUCAGCACAUACAAUGGUGUUAUUUUUGAAAUCCAAGUUACAAGCCUUCCUACAAAUAUGUAUAACAAGAUCGCCCAUCCAUUGCUAUAUAAGGAAGAGGCUGGGCCGUUGUCACAGGGAGAAGAAAUCGUGGUUGAUAUCACCAAGGGGCUUGCUUAUUGCUACUCGCUUUGUUUACACUUCAAGAGAUCCAAGCUAGGUGGAAACAUCGACAAGCAAGAGGAUAUUGAACUUUUGAGGAAUAUGCCCUCAGAUUCCGAGGAACUAGACGAAUCCAGCAUCAGUUUCCCAGCUGGGAGAAUCCCCAAACUGGACGUUGCAGCUGGUAGGACCAUGGAUAUCCCGCGAGAGUCAUUGAGAAUGGUCCUCGACAGUCUUUUAAACGAUAAGAUGCCGGACGAUAUAGGACAAGCUCUUGUUGAUAGGUUCAGUCGCGAGAUUGAAGACAUUGGUCAGCCUCCAAUCAAUUUAGUUACUUCCGGGGAGGCACGUUUCGACAGUCGAGAUGUUUUCUCAAGCCCUGUCUGUCAAGCAGGAACCCAAAUCAGCGCAAUACAAUACAUACACGACUGGAUCAAUAAGGGCGAGAAAGCAUUGCUAUGGAUUUACAGUCAUGCUGGAACGGAGAAAUCGACCUUGGCCAGAACAAUAGCAAGGGAAUUGGCUGAAACUGGCCAGAUUGCCGCUGGAUACUUCUUCAAGCGCGGAGUUGCUGACCGAAACGAUGUGUCUCGUGUGUUUCCGACUAUAGCGAGCCAGCUCAUGACUACCAUUCCGCGUUAUGAAUCAAUUUUAAGAAAGUCCAUUAUUGCGUCUAAGAACCCAGAUAUCGAUACGAUGCGCCUUGAUGAGCAGUUCAGGGUGCUUAUUAAAGGUCCACUAUCGGAAAUAGACAUUCUCGCCUCGACUAAAGUCAUCAUCAUCGAUGCACUCGACGAAUGCACUGAUCUAAUUAACGCGGCUAAGAUCAUAAAUCUACUGAGCAGCCUGAGGAGCUCGAGUCCCUUGCAAUUUCGUCUCUUAGUCACUAGUCGCGACGAAGACUUGGCCCGAGAGGCUAUCGAACACCAGGAACACAUUCCACUGCCACUGGCCACCAAGUUUCGCGAAGACAACAUCUCAGAUAUCAGGUCAAUUCUGACACUCGGCUUUGAGAAUCUUAGAAAGGAGACAAAAAUCAACCAUACUUGGCCAAAGGAAGAGCAAUUUGAGAUAGUAUGGCAACGCUCAGUUGAACCUUCUCCUCUUUUUAUUUAUGCCGCUACUUUGCUGAGGUUUCUCAAUAAUGCCAAGCGAACCGGCUAUCUUGAACAACGUCUAGAUAAGUGGAUCGAGAAGGGCCCUGGCACAGCUGAUGCAUCACAACUUGAAGUGAUGUACACAACAGUGUUUGAAAACCUAGACCGCAACAUGGAUGAUGGAAUCUCCGGUUUUCUUAUGGAUGAAGAGAAGGAAGAUCUACAAGCAAUUCUGGGCACAAUUGUUCUCGCCACUGAGCCGUUGUCGAGAGAGGCAAUUUCUUCGAUUUCAAGAGUUGCAUUGGGUAAGACUAGAGGCCUACUUAAUCUCUGCCGUACGGUACUGGAGAUCUCGGACAACGACCAAAAGCCUGUCGAGACAGUACACAAGUCUUUCAGUGACUUCCUACUAAGGAAACCCACGGAUGGAAGGAUAAGGUCGUGGUAUUAUGCCGAUGAGGUCAAACUGAAUGAUCGUAUAGCAGAGAGAUGUGUGAGGCUUCUACGAACCCUAAGGAAGGAUAUUUGCGACUUCAAAGAUCCUGCAGUAUCAAGGGAAGCCAUCAAUCCCAAUGUUAUUGAGACUCACAUUCCCAGCAGCGUCCAGUACGCAUCUUCAUAUUGGUGGCAUCAUCUGCAGAGGGGAGACAAGCAGGGCCCCUCAUAUGAUUAUCUGCUACCGAUCCUAAAAACCCAUUUUCUCCAUUGGAUUGAAUGUCUGUCAAUUCUUGAUCGGCUUCCAUUUGCCUCAAAGGCUGAGCAUCCAUCCGAGUCCGUGCAUCUUCUUGUUCCAUUCUUAAAAGACGCUAGACGAUUUAUCCUCAGACAUGGUUAUACCAUCCGAGAGAACCCAUUGCAGACCUACGGUGCAGCCCUUAUAUUUAGUCCCGUGGAAAGCAUUGUCAGGCCCAGCUUCUGGGAGACCCGGAAUCCUGGAUUUAGAGUCAUUCGCAACUUGGAACAUCGCUGGGGUCCUUGUUUGAAAAAGGUCAAGGAUCUUUCGUCCAUUUCUUCGAUUUCCGUAUCACAUGAUGGGCAAGAACUAGCUAUGGCUGGUCACUCUAACGACAGAACCUUGCCUUCAGUAUGGAUUCGCAAUACAGGAGACGGGAUUCUUCUUGCGCGAUUCAGCACAGAGACCCCGUUGCUCGCUCUGACAUGGUCUUGUGACGGGAAUUACCUCCUCGCUAUCACAGAAUUCGGUGAGGUUGUGCGCCUCGACCGAGCGAUUGAGACAACAAAUUCUUUUGGGUUUUCAAUAUACGCGACAGCUAGAGGGAACCUUUUAGCUUUGACCGUUCUCAUGUUUCCGUCUAGGGCCUGCGAGCAUCUCCGCCUUCCCAAGAACUUCGUGGCUGACGCCAUGGCAAUUUUACCGGAUUACACGACUAUAUUCACGACGUCUCACAUCUAUUUCACGUCUUGGGACCUUGAAGCCUUUAGUUCCAUUGUUGAAGCCCCCCAGCAAUCAGAUUCGCGACGUUUGGAUGAUGGCUGUCCCAUAAAGAAAGUCGCUAUAUCGCCCAGUGGUCAAUUCAUGAUUAUUUCAAGUGAAGACGAGCAAAGCCUGAGCCUUUGGCGUCUCCCCGAAGCCACAUUUGAAAGAAGCUUGACAGUGAAAUCAUCAUUGGAGAGGUAUGACUGGUCAUUCUCCCAACCAAGUGAUAUCUCCAAAGAUAAGGAGGCUUUCAUACUGCUAGUGACUGAUGCCGCUCAUAUUUGGUUCUUGGAAAGAAUAGAGGACACACACAUCAAACAUCCAAGCAGCAUGAAGCUCCCAAUGGGAGAUCUCUGCCUCGGUUCUAUAAGCGCGCAUAGGAAAGAAAUAUCGAAACUGAGCAAUCGGCAUCCAAAGUACGCUCCACUGGGUAUCACUCCUCAGCAUGUCAAUCUAUCGAUGACUGAUGGAAGAAUGGCUGCUGUCAGCUUCAAUGAUACAGUUGAGGUCUCCGAAUUAGGUUCAAGCGCCAAGUUGUACUUUGAUUUCAAGGAACCCGGAAACCACCCAAUCAGUGCAAUUGCUCUCUCGCCAACCUCGACAUACUUAGCAAUAUCCUAUGGUACUACUAUAAGGAUCUAG